AUGCCUCCCAGUGUCUCAGUUUCGAAAAAGAAUCUGAUCGUCGUGUCCAACCGACUUCCGCUCUCGAUCAAACGAGUCGAUGAUUCGUUUGAAGCCAACGUCUCGGGCGGAGGACUGGUUACCUCGUUAUCCGGACUGACCAAGUCGACAUCUUUUCGCUGGUUUGGCUGGCCGGGGAUUGAGGUGAAGGACGAGAACGAGCAAGAAAAGGUAGCGAAAAGCCUCAGCGAGCACAAUGCCGUGCCGAUAUUCAUCGACGAGCAAUUGGCGCAUGACCACUACAAUGGCUUCUCGAAUUCCACUCUCUGGCCUAUCCUCCACUACCAGUCGGGUGUGGACUUUGACGACGACACUUGGCAAGCUUACAAGCGCGUCAACGAGAUCUUUGCCGAUAUUAUCGCCAAAGAAGUCACAGAGGACAAUAUGAUUUGGAUUCAUGAUUAUCACUUAAUGUUGCUUCCCCAAUUGCUGCGUGAACGGCUUGAGAAGCAGGGCAAAUCUUUUGCAAUCGGUUAUUCUUUACAUACACCCUUCCCCGCAGAGGACUUUUGGAAGAGCUUGCCUGUGUGGAAUGAGCUCGUUGAGGGGAUUCUUGCGAGCGAUCUAAUCGGUUUCCAUACCGAUGAGUAUAAACAUAACUUUUUUGCUUGCGCGCGGACACUCGGCGCAUCUACUGAAGUCGAAGGGGAGAUCCAAUACCAAGACCGGAAAAUUAUGGCCGACAAAUUUAUUGUAGGGAUUGACCCGCAGAAGUUCACCGACGCUCUGGAAGACUCAGAUGUCCGAACCAGGAUCCAAGAACUGCAAGAAAGAUACAAGGGUGUCAAGGUCAUUCUCGGUGUCGACCGACUAGAUUACAUCAAGGGCCUAACCCAGAAACUGAAAGGCUACGACUACUUCUUAGACCACCACCCCGAGCUAAGCAAAAAAGUGGUCUUGAUCCAGGUAGCCGUGCCAAGUCGGGAGGACGUCAAGGAAUAUCAAGACUUGGAGACGGAUAUCUGCACGACAGUCGGAAAAAUCAGCGGGAAACACGCCACUGCCGACGGAACUCCGCUCAUCUACAUCCACCGCUCGGUGUCCUUCACGGAACUGACGGCGCUGUACUCGUUGGCCGAUGCCUGCUUGUUGACUUCUACGCGGGAUGGCAUGAACCUCGUCUCCUUUGAGUAUAUCGCAUGCCAAGCCCAGCGACAUGGCGUGCUAGUUCUUUCCGAAUUUGCAGGGGCUGCGUCGUUUCUCAAGGAGGGCAGUAUCUCGUUCCAUCCUGCCAACAUUCCCGAGAUGUCUGAUGCCAUUCAUGAGGCUGUCUCGAUGAACAGUGAGGAUCGGAAGCGGCGGUAUGAAGGGUUAAGAGAAUUUAUUGAAACCAAUACCAGUGCUAAAUGGGGCGAGACGUUCAUUGAGAAGCUCUCUGAACGUCUCUAA
Messenger RNA from Aspergillus affinis, 1428 nucleotides. RefSeq names its product trehalose-6-phosphate synthase. Gene Ontology annotation, biological process: cellular response to heat; trehalose biosynthetic process. Bases 1 to 1428 code for a protein of 475 amino acids. The record is from RefSeq and is a predicted model, not a curated record. Gene Ontology annotation, cellular component: alpha,alpha-trehalose-phosphate synthase complex (UDP-forming); cytosol. Lineage: Eukaryota; Fungi; Ascomycota; Eurotiomycetes; Eurotiales; Aspergillaceae. The transcript has 5 exons. Gene Ontology annotation, molecular function: catalytic activity.